Molecule: messenger RNA, 681 nt
Organism: Funneliformis geosporum
Lineage: Eukaryota; Fungi; Glomeromycota; Glomeromycetes; Glomerales; Glomeraceae
Source: the annotation of a GenBank genome assembly
AUGUCACCAAUCGAAAAAAAUAAUUUCAACGUUGAUUUUUAUUGCAGCGGUUCUUAUGGAGUUGUUUCUUGCGCAAACUGGAAAGGUUCCGAAACUAUCAUGGCUCUAAAACUUUCUCAUAAUUUGUCCAUUAAAGAGGUCGUUAAUGUCGUUAAUGAGCAAUUCACAACAUAUUUACAUCAAGCGGAAAAGUUAUUUUUGGAAAUACAUGAUAAAGAGGAGUAUAUCAAUACUUUUAUUGAUAACCUAAUUAGACUUUUAAAUAAAACACUAGAUGAAGGAAAUGAUUUCAAUGAAUCUGAACAUUUUAUUAAUCAUUAUAUGCUUCUUUCAGAUCGAUCUUCAAAUGAAUGGUCGAACAAGAAUCAAAUGAAAUCAAAAUAUCAAAUUUUUUUGGGAAUUUUGUACUACAAUAAUAUCAAAAUUGAUAAAAGUUACGGUGAUGCAUUUGAAUUAUUUUUAAGUACAUCUGAAAAUAAUUAUUCAAUUGCGCAAGUUUAUCUUGCUAAUUGUUAUAAAACAGGAUUUGGAACUGAAAUAAACUAUGAUCAUGCUUUUAAUUGGAUGCAAAAGGCCGUAGAAAGCGAAAGCAUUUAUGGGCAACUUAAUAUUGGUAUUUAUUAUGAACAAGGUAUAGGAACCGAUAAAAAUUUAAUUAAAGCAUUUUAUUGGUAUCAAUAA